Molecule: messenger RNA, 3883 nt
Organism: Stylophora pistillata
Lineage: Eukaryota; Metazoa; Cnidaria; Anthozoa; Scleractinia; Pocilloporidae
Product: long-chain-fatty-acid--CoA ligase 1
Biological process (GO): fatty acid metabolic process
Cellular component (GO): membrane; endoplasmic reticulum
Molecular function (GO): long-chain fatty acid-CoA ligase activity
Source: RefSeq, a predicted model, not a curated record
GUAGUCGGUCAUGUCCGGAAUCAUAUCCUGCACUUACGGUUCAUUGACCAAAGGUCGGAGAGCGUAACAGACUGUAUGUGGUUGUCAAAACUCGUGACUCUGGUCAAACGUGUUCCUCUAUAUAAGCUCCUUUCCCGAAAAUAUCGGACAGUCAGAAUCUACACUUCAUUAGUACAAUCCGAGAAAUAUUUGAGGAAAAGAUGGCGGAUAACGCAGCCGAAGCAGCUCUGAAGUAUCUAAGAGAUCCUGCUAUUGCUGCAGGUCUUGGAGCAAUGGCAGUCGCCUCAAUGUAUUAUUUAACUUCUCGUCCAACCCCUCAGCCUUGUCCUGUGGAUCCAGAGAAACAAUCUUACGAGUUACCGGAUGGAGAUUAUGCCAGAAUGAAUUCUCUAACUACCGAACUUGUGGAGAAAUUGUUUGAAGAUGUCAGCACCACUCAUGAAGCAUUCCUUCAUGGAAAGAGAUUAUCGGGUGACAAGCCCUGUUUAGGUUACCGCAGCAGUCCUGGAGGACCUUAUGUCUGGCUCACCUAUAAUGAGGUCUACGAGCGAUCUGCAGAUGCUGGCUCGGGGUUGAUAGAAAUUGGCUCACAAGCAGUGGAUGAUGAACACGUUUUUGUUGGUGUCUAUGCUCCAAAUAAAAUUGAGUGGGUGCUUGUUGAACAAGCUUGUAACAUGUACUCAAUGACUAUUGUUCCACUGUACGACACACUUGGUCCAGAGUCAUGUGUCUACAUCAUCAAUCAAGCCAAAAUGGUAACAGUUGUCUGCGAUGAGAGCAAGAUAAAGGUGCUCCUGGAACAGUGCGACAAAUGUCCCAAGUUGAAGAACAUUGUGAAGAUUGGAUCUGCUGUCACUGAUGAGGAGAAGGAGGCUGGAGAGAAAGUUGGAGUCAAAAUCACUUCUUUUAAAGAAUUAGAAGAAAUAGGAAAAAAUCAUAGGCAUGAGGAAAAGCCCCCAAAGCCAGACGAUCUCGCCGUUGUCUGCUAUACAAGUGGUACAACAGGCAAUCCUAAAGGAGCCAUGAUCACGCAUAAAAAUGCGAUUGCAAUGCUGUCUGGGCUCGUCGAUAUCAUUGAAAAGUGUGGAAUUAUAGUGUCAAGUGAGGAUGUUCACAUUUCUUACCUUCCGUUGGCGCACAUGUACGAGAGACUAGCUCAGCUGAUGCUAUUCACAUAUGGCGGAAAAGUUGGUUUCUAUGGUGGCAAUGCGAGAAACAUUCUGGAGGAUCUGCAAGCUCUCAAGCCAACAAUUUUCGUCUCUGUACCUCGAGUGCUGAACAGAGUGUAUGAUAGGGUAAUGAAGCAGGUGUCGUCCGGCACUGUGAAGAGUUUCCUCUUUAACCUGGCCAUGCGUUUCAAAAAGGCAGAACUAGAGAGGAAUAUAGUCCGUAAAGACAGUAUAUGGGAUUACCUGGUGUUCAACAAAAUUCAGAACUCACUCGGUGGUAGAGUACGGUUUCUUAUCACUGGGUCGGCUCCGCUUCGAGAUGAUGUGAUGAUCUUCCUAAGAUGCGCCCUAGGAUGUCAGGUCUUGGAAGGAUACGGUCAAACAGAGACCACAGCAGCAGCUACGUUGCAGAUGAUAGGAGACCAAACUUAUGGUCACGUUGGUCCGCCUUUGCCUUGUACCAAAAUAAAGCUUGUUGAUGUCCCGGACAUGGAGUAUUAUGCAAAAGAUGGAAAAGGCGAGAUUUGCUUUUACGGGCCGAAUGUGUUCAAGGGAUACUUGUACGACGAGGAAAAGACAAAAGAAGCUAUUGACGAAGACGGUUGGCUUCAUUCGGGUGACGUGGGAGAAUGGCAGCCGAAUGGUACAUUGAAGUUGAUCGAUCGUAAAAAGCACAUUUUCAAGUUAUCGCAGGGAGAGUACAUCGCACCAGAGAAGGUCGAGACAGUUUACACACAGUGUUCAAUGGUUCACCAAGUCUACGUACAUGGCGACAGCAAGAAGUCUUGUCUGGUAGCUGUUGUUGUGCCCGAGAAAGAUCCAGUGGAAAAAUGGGCCGAGAAGAAUGGUGUUGAUGGUGCCAUGGAUUCGUUUUGUACCAACGAGAAAGUAAAUAAAGCCAUUUUAGAUCAGAUGAUUGCAGAGGGCAAGAAAGAACAGCUCAAGUCUUUUGAACAGGUCAAAGCGAUUUCGCUGACACCGGAGAUUUUCACGGUCGAAAAUGGACUUCUUACACCAACACUGAAAUUCAAGCGACCAGCCCUGAAAAAACACUUUUUACAAACAUUCGAAGACCUCUACACUACAAUACCAGAGUAAAUAUUGUAUUAAUACAAGAUAAGUUUUGUUUUAUCCAAUUCUAUUUGUUCUUAUACAAACAAUUCACAUACACGUUUUUUUAAUAUAUGAAUAAUUACUGAUGGAUUUGAGUAUCUAUUUCAAGCAAAUUAUUUCUUGAUUCAAAUACAGUAAACAAUUAGAUAGAAAAGUACUUGCUUAGGUAGAAAACAAAGUUACAGUUAUUGGUUCGAACUCCGGUGUAAAAGUCGGUCGUGUGGGCCGAUGGUCUGCGUGAGAGUAGCCCUGGAGAGGAAUGGUGACUAACGUCCCGACAAUAUGAGGGGAUGACAAUACGAGUGGAAGUCAAAAUUAGUCUGUUGAUGACUUCUCUAACGGUUUCCAAAACGUGUGAAUCAGCCCAUUCUAAGCAAAACUCUCACCCACACGAUCGCUCCACGCCAUCGAUUUUAAAAGCGUAUGUACGAUAAAACAGGAGUUGGAAAAUAAUAUAUUUUUUAAGUCUUUUUCUGCGGUUUUCAUACUGUUUUCUGAGUCACACAAAGUAAUAACUAACCAAUCAGUGAAGCAUAUGCUUCAGAAUUCUCGAUCAUGACAUCAUGGGCAAAUCAAAUGAGAAACCAAUUAACGAUCGCGUUUCUUUUUCCAUUCGAUUUAAGAGCAAACAACAGCCUGUUUUCUGUGAUUGGUUAUGCUAAGUUAGUAAAGUCGCCCCUGCCACAAAAUUUUUCGUUUUUAUUUUAUCUGAUUUCUUUGUUAUCCACUUUCUACAUCGCGAAAUUUAAACCAGUAGAUUGUGGGAUAUUCGACAAUGUAUUAUUUAUCGGUAGAUAGUUGGACAAGAGCGAAACCUCGGGUCAACUUUGAAAAUCGGUUAAAUUAGUUUGCAAGUCUUUGAAUGAAGCUUGGCAAAUAUAGAAAUUUUGUUUGUGAUUUAUUAAAAAUUAUUUAUCGGCGAAAGACUGUUUUAAACUCAUUGUGGUGGACGUUCUUUUACAUAAUAAGAGCAUUGGGAAAUAACACGAGAUUCCCGUGUGAUUUUUAACAAGAACGAGUUUUUUAGCUGUGUAAGGGAACACUUCCAUGUUAAUUUAUAAUGGUGAUCAAGAUUUUGUCUCCGUAAAUUUUAAGUAUUAAAGCUCAAACACUAGAAUUUUUUCAAAACAUUUUCAGCUUUUACAUGCGAUAGUCUCUAGCUGUCAAGUAACUGGAGUUGUAGCGAUAGAUUGAUAACUCAUCAAUCGUCAGAGCAAGUUAUCCUGGAUUUUUACGUUCUUACUUCACCUUACUCGGUUAUUGGUUCAGAAGAAACUCACGCCAGCUUAGCAACCAAUCGAAUGCGGAAAUAAAACCAUUCGUGACUUAGUCCCGCAUAUUUUCCCGCGCUUUUGUAUGUUUCACGUGUAUUUACUUUGAGGUCUCGUUGGCAAAAUUUGAUGUGAAUCUUUGUUUUGAUUGUUUGUUGUGAUUUCUUACGGCACACAAUCGAUGGGUGUUGUAACAGACAUUUUAAAAAGUAGGGAUGGAUUUGAUAUAAUCUGUUUGGGUUGAAUAAUGAUUUUCUUGCGUUGAUUGUUGUAGCUUGCUCAAUGUAAAAUUAUGAAUAAAGUGAUAUGAUUAAAGAAAAUAUAAUUUGA